GUCGGAGAUCAUCGUUCAGCCCGUAUCAUCGGGAUCGCUGCACAGGAAGGUGGUCGGGGGGGCCCACUUGGUGGAGGGCGCGUACGACGCGUGGGACGAAUGCGGCGAGACGAAUACCCAAGUGAAGCUGAGCAUCGAGGCAGGGCUCCCCGGCGUCACGGAGAUCGACGCCCGGUCCCCCCCCGACAUUGUGAGGUGGUUCAAGGGCGAGGGCAACUUCCUCAACGAUACGGUGUCGAAGACGUCCUUCAUGGAAGGCUACAACAUCGUGGACGAUAUCACCAAGAACUGGAAGGCGAGCAGGUCGGCCCCUGCGCAGCAGCAGGAGCGGACGUCUGCCGCGGCCGCGGCGGAGACCGAGGUGGAGGGCGGAGCGGCGGGCGCCUGUGCCACGGAUGCUCGAGUCGAUCAUCAGCUCGUCGUCUUCGGAGGAGGUCUGGGCACGGAGCUGGUCCAGUUGGCGCAUGCCGAGGUGGGGUCUGGCCAGGACGCCCAUGCCCAGGCUUGGCAGAGGAGGCUGGCUGCGCCGAUGGCGGCGGCGCCGUCGGCUAGCGCGGCCGGCAAAGGAGCGGCGUCGUCGUCGGCUGGCCCUGGCUACGAGAGGGCGUUCCAUGACUGGAUCAACCGCCACCACCCUGGCCUCUUCCCGAAGUUCUCCAGCUUUGACAAUUGCAGGAAGGCGAAGAACAAGAUCGCCAGGCUGGGCCAGCUGGACGGCACCAAAGGUUUGUGGAAGAGGUUUACGGCAGACAUGGACGCCAAUUGCUGCUACUCGGACCCCAAGAUCAACAACGCCAACGUAUGGCACAACAUCGAGGCGAUCACGGCGACGUUCUGCAAACCCGACCUUGUCGCCAAGUAUGACGGCCUCGAUCGUUUCGCGCUCGAGGACACCAAGGACGCCAUCAAAGUGAAGGCCUUGAUGGUCCACGUCAAGGGGUCCAAGAGGAUCGCGGCCGCCAAGCGGAGCUUGUUUGUGGACCAGGUUUCCAACCCUGCCCCUGCCAGUGGCGGUCGCGCCUGUGCCGCAGAGGCCGGAGAGGCAGACGCAGCGGGCGGCAAGAAGAGACGCAGGGUGCCCGGUCGCCCCACCUAUCCUGCGGCUAAGCAACUGGCCGCACCGAGGGCAGCCGACGACCACGUGCCAGAUGAGGCUACGCCCGUCGCAGUGGACAUCAUGAACUCCAUCGAGUCCGUCGUGGCCGAGUUCGACCGCGCGGUCGACUCGGCGGUGCUGCAGGCCCUGCAUCUGUUCAUCGAGUAUGGGCUGAGCAAGUCCGUGGACCUCCCUGCCAACAAGUUCGGUGUUGGGCCACUCAAGAGGUUCACGCUCUGCCACAAGGUGCGCAAGCACAUCAUGAAGCUGCUGCGCGCCGCCCACGUGGACGCCAACCUCGCCGAGGGCGCGCAGCCCCCCGCCGCGGGCGACUUCAGCAGCGGUGAUGAGGACGAGGCCCCCCUGGCACCCCCGGCCAAGAUUGCCAAGACGAAGGAAGAGCAGCUGAAAGCGGCGUCCGUCGCAGCAGAGGCGAUGCACGCAGCUCUCGCGACCGCGAGCACGCGAGGCUGGCACCAGCCGUCGAUGAUUGCCUUGAUCGAGCUCAUGUCCAAGCCAGAGGCUGCCAAGACCGUGGGGGCGGUCACUGCUCUCCAGACAGCGUGCGCGGCUGACCUGUUCAUGCAGCGGCACCAGGCAGUGAAGAGCGGGAAGUGCGGAGUGGACCCUACGUUCAAGAUGUUCAAGCGCGCGAACGUCCAGUUCGCGAAGAUGGUGUCAUCGCUGGCAUCGACGGGGGUGUCGGAUGCUUUCGCCGACCCGACCCCGGCGGCGUGGGUCAUCAAAGCCGCCCUGGCCUCUGUAUGGCAGCAUUCCGACAACGGCGCCAUGCGCGCAGCCCGCCUUGUGUGGGACGUGCUGCACGCCACCGACGCCAAGCCCGACGACGACGGAGGACCCCCGCAUGCCGCCCAGGCGGCGGGGUCGGCGGGCCAGACUUCCGAUUCCCCGGACUCCACCUCGGCGACCUCGGCGGCAGGGUCGGCGGGCCAGCUUGCGGAUGUGUUCAAGGCGCAUGCGUCGCUGGCGACUCUGGGCACCGUCUGGGCGUCCGUGGCCGAGCUGGAGCUAUGCCUUACGGCCCGCGCCCACAUGGUGAUCGCAAUGCUCAUCGAGGCAUCUGAGUUGUGCGUGGACACGGCGACCCUUGCGGGCUGCAUGGAUAAGGCGUCCCAGGAUGUGAGGCAGUACUUGGCGAGGUGCGUGAAAUGCGCUUGCCAUUACAUCGAGGAGGCUGGUGCCUUUGACAGCGCACACCACGACAAGUCCACCCUCGAGGCGGCGCGGCUGAAGUUCGCGACCGCGGCGAAUUCGACCGAGGAUGAUGCCAUCGCCCCUCUGAAGUCACAGGCGCAUUGGGAUUGUCUAUUCCAGUCCAAGGUGGAAGAGUUCAAGAAGUGGAGCGACGCUGAGUUGCAGCGCCAGGUCCUGGAGGUGGCCGGCGACGCCGCGGCCCCGGCGGCCACGACGACCUCGGACAGGGAUGAGCUCAUCAUAGCUGCAGCCUCGGCGUGGGUGAACCAGGAGAAGGCCAAGAAGGCGGAGGUCGAGGCGCAGCGGGCGCGCACUUUCAGAUCCCUUGUCCUCAUGGAGAUCGGGAACGUGUCCGAGACGCGGCCGCCCCCCCUCGAUGGCGAUCAGGCUGCGCCCACCUCGUUCGAGUACGGGUCGUACGCCCCGCUGUCUGAGUACACCAAGGUCUUCAACCUGGGUGCCAGGUGGGCUGCGAAGGAGAUCGCGUCUGCAGUGCAUGCCGAGAUCUGCCGCGCCCAGCGUGCCCAGCUCGCGCCUGGCGGGGCCAAGGCGCUGGCCCCCCUGGCCUACAAGAUGGACAUCAUCCAGAUGUCUCCCGCCGACGGCGACGACGGCCAGGUGCUCCCCAAGAACAAGCUGUACGCGCAGAAGCUGCCGAGUGAUUGGAGUCUGCGCCUGUGCGCGAGGUCCGUGACCCUGUCGAGCUGCCCGUUGAGUCUGAGGUCCAUGGCGGCGAUUGGCGACUUCGAGGUUCCUGGCGCCGGCGGCCACAACGUGAAGUUCUACAUGAGCAUGGUGCCCGACAAGCGCGACGUGAAGCCCACCGACGAUGAGUGCAGCAUCGGCUGGAUGAUCCCGGUCGUGGCGCCUGGCUCCGAGAAGGAGCCUGUCCUCGGGGUGGAGCGCGAGACGAAGCAGCUCGUGGUGGACGGCGUGACGGUCGAGUACCAGGAGGUGCGGCUGGUGCCCGCCCACAAGGACGGCCGCGAGCUCGGCUCGCCCGGGGCCAACGAGUGGGUGGAGCUCACGCGCCCCAUGUUCGACGAG
Messenger RNA from Prorocentrum cordatum, 3358 nucleotides. The record is from the annotation of a GenBank genome assembly. NCBI's taxonomy places the organism in Eukaryota, Dinophyceae, Prorocentrales, Prorocentraceae.